GAAGAACCACGAGCAGCAUCUUGUCCGUCGCUCGUACCACAUCCCUCCACCCACACGCACACCACCCGCUUCGAUGAGCGGCGUAUAAGCUACCACCCGCGGUCUUCUCUAACCACAGCAACACCCACACCGCGACUCGACCUCCUCACUGACACGCAGCCAUCAAAACGCGGCCGACUAGCGCGAGACACGCACUCCUCUCGCGACGACCGAGGCGGCGACCGACGACGAGACCGCGAUGGCGACCGGCGCGACCGCAGACGUUCGCGCUCUCCACAUGGUAGGUCCCGUCGUGAUGGCCCCGAGGUAGACAGCUACUCCUCAAGUCGAGGCUACCGAGAGAGAGAGCGGGAGGACCGAUAUUCUGGCGGCGGUGGCGACGGCGGAGGCGGCAACAGGCGUGAUGAUAGAGAUUGGGGCAGAGACCGCGGAUCAGCUCGCAGGGACGCACGCAGAGACGACGACGGAGAUCGACGUAGGGACCGACGAGGUGGAGAUCGCGGUGGAGGCGAUGACCUGUUCUCCGACAGACGUGGUGGUGGACGACGCGAUAACCGUGAUCGCAAAGACGAUGGCGGCGGGGGCGGAGAUCGUGGCCGCGACCGCGAUGAUAUGCGCCAGCUCGAGCGCCAAACGGCUCGUAAAAGCGCCUCGCCUCCACCACGCAAGCCAAAGGAGCCUACACCAGACCUCACAGAAGUGACUUCAAUCUUGGAGAGGAAGCGCCGAUUGACACAGUGGGAUAUCAAGCCUCCUGGUUAUGAGAAUGUCACUGCCGAGCAGGCUAAGCUGUCUGGCAUGUUCCCGCUGCCAGGUGCACCAAGACAGCAGCCAAUGGACCCUCAGAAGUUGCAGGCCUUCAUGAAUCAACCUGGUGGCGAAGCUAAUAAGACAGCGCUGAAGCCAUCUACUGCUCGCCAGUCCAAGCGUCUGUUGAUCUAUAACCUCCCAGCUUCCGCAACCGAAGACAGCAUUAUGGACUUUUUCAACCUGCAGCUCAAUGGCUUGAACGUCACCCGUGGAGCCGAUCCUUGUAUCUCAGCUCAGCUGAGUCAGGACAAAACCUACGCCCUGCUCGAGUUCAAGACACCUGAAGAUGCAACGAACGCCAUGGCCUUUGACGGCAUCAACAUGGAGCCAGAGGCCAUGGUCACCAACGGCAACGAGAAUGGCAGCGCCAGAGGUCUCGAAAUCAAGAGGCCUAAGGAGUACAUCGUACCAGUUGUGACCGAUGACACCGAGAACGACGCUGGUGUACUUUCUGAUGUCGUGCCAGACACACAGAACAAAAUCUCCAUCACUAACAUCCCGGCUUAUGUGGACGAGGACCAGACCAAGGAGCUCUUGAACUCCUUUGGCGAGCUCAAGAAUUUCGUCCUCGUGAAAUAUUCGUCCACCGGCGAGUCUCGAGGCAUCGCCUUCUGCGAAUACAAAGAUCCAAACUCUACUAAGGUUGCGGUGGAGUCAUUGAACGGCAUGACGUUGGGAGAUGCCGCCAUGAAGGUCAGGCUUGCCAGUGUUGGUAUUCAGCAGGUUAGCGGCGAGAUGAGUGUCAACGCCAUGAGCUUGAUGGCAGGUACGGCCAGAACCGAUGGCGAGGGUGGUCGCGUCUUGUCACUGAUGAACAUGAUCACGCCGGAGGAGCUGAUGGACCCGGACGAGGCCGAUGAAAUCCUCGAGGAUGUCAAGGAAGAGUGCGCCAAGUAUGGUCCCCUACUCGACGUCAAGAUGCCUCGACCUACCGGCGGCUCUCGCCAGAGCAACGGCAUCGGCAAGAUCUACCUCAAGUACGAGUCGCCAGAAAGUGCAGCAAAAGCACUGGCGGCAUUGGCAGGCAGGAAGUUCGCCGACCGUACUGUUGUGGUCACGUAUUUUGCCGAAGAGUACUUCGACGUCAAUGCGUGGUAG
Fulvia fulva is the source of this 1908-nucleotide messenger RNA. Its product is annotated as Splicing factor U2AF subunit. Gene Ontology annotation, cellular component: U2AF complex; commitment complex; nuclear speck. Gene Ontology annotation, molecular function: pre-mRNA 3'-splice site binding; poly-pyrimidine tract binding. The transcript is spliced from 3 exons. Gene Ontology annotation, biological process: mRNA processing. Lineage: Eukaryota; Fungi; Ascomycota; Dothideomycetes; Mycosphaerellales; Mycosphaerellaceae. The record is from RefSeq and is a predicted model, not a curated record. The annotation marks the transcript as partial.